UAAAUAUCGACACGUUCCCACACAUUUCUGCCCUUGGUCUGAUCAACGUUGCGGACGACUGAACAGCAAGGACCAGCCAAGUAGCCUUUUCCGCUGGCCGGAGCAUCUCUUCAUUCCAAACCCACCCCGGAGAAGAAUGCACCCGUCAUCCGUGCCGUGCUACCAAUGCAAAGGCACCCCAGCCCCGGCCAUGCUGCCUCUAAGCUCAAGACGCGCUCACAUUUUGUUUUUGGGACCAGACCCGGACCUGCCAGUCCGAGGUUUAAGCCACAGGAAUCCACCCCCCACACGCAUGGCACCGCCAGAGAUCGUUCAUGCCGCUGCGGCAAACCAGGCGGGCGCCAGCCAUGGACCUCCUCGACUUCGACCUCGCCGUGCAAGUCACCUGCCCGCCCGAGCCCGGCGAGGACUUCGCCUUCGUCACCACCGAGACUGAUGCCGCCUUCCUCGUCCUCGCCCACCUCUCUGGCUACGCCAAGGAUGAGAUCCAGGUCCGCAUCGGCGAGGCCGGCACGGAGGUGGCGGUCGCGUGCGCCAGGAAGGACGCGUUCACGGUGGAGGCGACGGCGGCGGGGAGGCUGCGCGUGGCGCACCGCCAGGUGGUGGAGGGGUUCCGCCGCGUGUUCGACGUGCCGCCGGGCGCCGAUGUGGCCCGGAUCACCGUCGGCUUCGAGGAGGACGACGGCCUGCUCGUCGUCAUCUUGCCCAAGCUGCCGCGCCCGGACCCGCUGGACGACGACGACGACGACGGCCGCGGCGACGACGACGCUCGGCUCGACGUCGAGAGCGCCAGCUGCGUGGGGACCGACAGCGACAGCGGCGUUGACGUCGAUGAGGAGCUCGACCUCGGCGACGAGGCGUGCAGCCUCGAGCUCGAGCACGAGGACUGGGUCGACGUCGAGUCGGAGUCGGAGCCCGAGCCGCCGCCGCGCGAUGUGGCGGUGGAGACUCCGGUGCCGGUCGUCACGGAUGUGGCGGUGGAGACUCCGGUGCCGAUCGUCACAGGCGUAGCAGUGGAGACUCCGGUGCCGGUCGUGACGGAUGUGGCCGUGGAGACUUUGGUGCCGGUGGUCACGGACGUGGCGGUGGAGACUCCCGUGGAGGUAGAGGAGGAAGACCGCGACGUCCCGGUGGAGACGCCGGUGGAGGUCGAGGCCGAGCCGCGGGUGGUCGACAUCGAGUGCGACGUCGUGUUCGAGCCGCCGGCGGAGCCGGAGCCUCUGGUGGAGACGCCAAUCGAAGUGCUCGGGCCGCCGCACCGCGAGCCCGAGCCGCCGGCCGACGUGCCGCAGCCUCCGGUGGACAUACCGUGCGACGUGGAGUCUAAGCCAGAGCCUGCCGUCGUGCAGGAACCUGAGGAGCCAAAGCCGCCGCCGCCAGCGGAAGAAGAGCCACUGACGGAAGAAGAGCCACCCGUUGAGGCACCAACUGAAGAACCGGUGCAAGAGCCGCAGCGGGUCGAGGAACCUGUAGAAGAACCACCCGUUGAGGCGCCGGCUGAAGAACCGGUGCAAGAGCCGCAGCCGAUCGAGGCGCCGACGGAGGAACCUGUGCAGGAGCCACCCUUUGAGGAGCCGGUACAAGAGCAGCCACCCGUUCCCGUUGAGGCACCAACUGAAGAACCGGUGCAAGAGCCGCAGCGGGUCGAGGAACCUGUGGAAGAACCACCCGGUGAGGCGCCAGCUGAAGAACCGGUGCAAGAGCCGCAGCCGAUCAAGGCGCCGACGGAGGAACCUGCGCAGGAGCCGCCCGCAGCCAAAGAGCCCGUGCAAGGCCAGGAGCCGGCGGUGGAGCCUACAAAAUCAGCAGUGCCAACAGCGAGCUCGGGUGGGACGACCGAGUCGGAAGAAAGUAGCAGCUCUGACGGUGACGGGAACCCAGACGGUGGCAGGAGAAAUCGCGGCAGAGGUGGGUCAGGGCGGAGGCGGCGGCGACGGCGACGUGGCGGGUUCCGGAUCGGCUUGGUAGUCGGCCCCGCGCUGAUCCUGCUCGCGCUCGCGGUGGCCGCAGCCAGACGACGGCGGCAGCAGCAGCAAGGCCGGUGAGCCGCCGGGAAGCCUUCGCAACGUGCAUUCUGGGCACAGGAAUGGCAAAUGUGUUUUGUGUUGUGUGCCGUAGCUAAUAGUGUUGCCGUGCGGCUUCGAUCGCUAGCUACGCCUACGCCUGGUUGGGUUAUCAAAAAAUAAACCAAAGAAAACGCCAGGUAAAUAUCCCAGUGUAGCUGAUAGUACGAAAUGGAGUUUUCGUGUGGUUGUUACAGUUCACAAUAUGUUCUCGGAUCUUAAUAGAUGUGUUGCUACAGAGUGAACAUAUUAUUAUGA
Zea mays is the source of this 2321-nucleotide messenger RNA. RefSeq names its product fibrous sheath CABYR-binding protein. NCBI's taxonomy places the organism in Eukaryota, Viridiplantae, Streptophyta, Magnoliopsida, Poales, Poaceae. The record is from RefSeq and is a predicted model, not a curated record. The coding region runs from base 315 to 2045 and encodes 576 amino acids. The transcript is spliced from 2 exons. Gene Ontology annotation, biological process: cellular response to heat.